UUUCAUUCUUCCUUCCCAGCGCUCUCUCUCUCUCUCUAGAGGAAACAGACAAAACACUUUUUUCUCUCACUACACCGCAGAAAGGAACAAGCUUAUCUGAGUUCGCUUUCCAUCGAUUUUUCCUUCUCACCUUCCACUAUCAUAUGUUGUAUGUAUGCGUGCCUUUUCUUGCUCUCUUUGUAGCUUGUGAAUCUGUACGAUGAAGAUCGCCUUGUCCGCUGCGGAGUUUUGUAGUUUUUGCGUUGUUUGUUUUGGCUGCAGUCGGUAGAUCCAUUAACGACGGAGUAAUAUGAUUCAUUCCCGAUCUUUGGUAGAAGAUUCUACUGUUGGGAACGCUGUUGAUUAGAGUAUGUGCAGUGGACCUGAGCAAUCGAAAUCCAAUUCUUCUACUACCCAAGGGGCUGCAAUUAAGGAAACCAACAGCAUGAAGGACUUAAACAAAUUUUCCACCGAGAUUGAGGACAAUCUUUCCACUUUGCUUGAGUUUGCUGCCAACAAUGAUGCUGAAGCUUUCAGGAGAUCCAUUGAGCUUGAUUUGUCUGCAGUUGAUGUUGCAGGACUUUGGUAUGUCCACAAGAAAGGUUCUAGACAGAUCACCCAGGAUGAGAGAACACCACUGAUGAUAGCUGCGACAUACGGCAGCAUGGAUGUGUUGAAGCUAAUUGUUGCUUUACCAGAAGUUGAUUUAAAUAGAUCAUGCGGACGAGACAAAUGGACUGCUCUCCACUGUGCUGCAUUUGGAGGUCCUAUUAAUGCAGUGGACAUUGUGAAGUUGCUGUUAUCUGCCGGUGCUGAUCCAAACAUUGAGGAUGCCAGUGGGAAGCGUCCCGUUGAUUUGAUUACAGUUCAUCCAAAGCUCCCUGGUGCUAAAGCUGCUCUUGAGGACUUGCUUACAAACAGUAUUUCCGAUCUACAGGUGUCUUUGUCUAGAUCCAAUGCAUCCUCACCUGUAUUAUCUUCGUCACCUCCAGAGAGUAGAUCCCCAUGUUCUCCAACCGAGCGUCUAUCUUCUCCUACUGCCCCUAAGUUUGGUGAUACUUCUGUUAAUUUUGGCUCGGAGAAGAAACAGUAUCCGGUGGAUCCAUCUUUACCGGAUAUUAGAAACAGUAUCUACUCGACUGAUGAGUUUCGUAUGUUUUCAUUCAAAGUUAGGCCUUGUUCGAGGGCAUACUCUCAUGACUGGACUGAGUGUCCCUUUGUUCACCCUGGAGAAAAUGCGCGCAGAAGAGACCCACGGAAGUAUCAUUACAGCUGUGUCCCCUGUCCUGACUUUAGAAAGGGUGCUUGCAGACGUGGGGAUAUGUGUGAGUAUGCUCAUGGUGUGUUUGAGUGCUGGCUGCACCCUGCUCAGUAUCGAACUCGGCUGUGCAAAGAUGGUACAAGCUGUGCCAGGCAAGUUUGUUUCUUUGCUCACACACAGGAAGAGCUUCGUCCAUUGUAUGUCUCCACUGGUUCUGGUGUUCCUUCUCCUAGAUCAGCAGCCUCGGCCCCUAAUUUCAUGGACAUGGCUGCAGCCUUAAGUCUUCUGCCAGGCUCUCCCACAUCACAAUCUGUGAUCUCUCCUGCAUUUAAUCAAGCCAUGUCUCCUACGGCAAAUGGAAUGACUCACCCCUCUGCGGCAUGGCCUCAGCCAAAUGUUCCCACACUUCAUCUUCCCGGCAGCAACUUCCAGUCUAGUCGCUUGAGGUCUUCCAUUAGUGCCCGUGAUAUCCCACCUGAUGAUCUGAAUACAAUGCGAGGGGACUACGACACCCAGCAACUGCUUCUGAGUGAAUCAGCAUGUUUUUUGCAGCCACGCCCGAAUUCUUCUGUAUUGAAUGGUUCCAUCCGCCCCAAGGCAACACUAACUCCGUCCAAUCUGGAUGAGCUUUUUUCCGCUGAGAUGGCAUUGUCGCCAAGGUUGUCUGACCAGGCAGCAGCUUUUGGUGUUUUUUCUCCUUCACAUAAAGCCGCUGUUCGGAAUCAGUUUCAACAGCAGCCAAGCAUUUUGCCACCUGUUAACACUAAUGUUUUUUCUCCUAGACAUGUCGAGCACCCUAUGUUGCAGGCUUCUUUUGGUGUCUCUUCUCCACGGAUGUCUCCAAGAAGCAUGGAUCCGGCCUCUCCAAUGAGCGCUCAUAUUCCAGCUUUCGCUCAGCGUGAGAGGCAGCAGCAGCAUAUGCGCAGCCUCAGUUCCCGAGAUCUUGGAUCCAACCGUGCUCCCAUGGUUGGAUCACCCACUGCUGCUGCUGCUGCUGCUGCUGCUUGGCCCAAGUGGGAGUCCCCUAAUGGAAAAGUUGAUUGGUCUGUUGCUGGGGACAGUCAGGGUCGAAUGAAGAGAUCUUGCUCGUUCAAAAACAAGAACGAUGAAGAAGAGCCGGACUUAUCAUGGGUGCAGUCUCUCGUAAAAGAAUCACCACCUGAGAUGAUGGACAAGACGGCAGCCCCCUCUUCGGGUGCGAGUGCAACCCCAUCCGGUGAGUGUUUAAGAUCAAAUACUCAAAUUGACUCUGUAGAUCACUCGGUUUUAGGUGCUUGGCUCGAGCAGAUGCAACUUGAUCAACUCGUAGUCUAGCUAACCGGUAAUAUAUGAACUCAUUUCUGCUGAAGAACCUAAGCAUUUUAUUUUUAGGAAGCAUAUAAAAAAUCUUUGAGCUCACUUUUUUGCUGUUGGAAGAGGUGCAAACUCAGAAACAUAGCAAGCAAUGCUAGAGUUUGGAAGUUGUUUUAUGGGUAACAAGUGAAUUCAAUUUUCCUAAUGCAAUCCCAAUUAUUUAUUGAU
Molecule: messenger RNA, 2761 nt
Organism: Andrographis paniculata
Lineage: Eukaryota; Viridiplantae; Streptophyta; Magnoliopsida; Lamiales; Acanthaceae
Product: zinc finger CCCH domain-containing protein 30-like
Exons: 2
Coding region: 350-2554 (734 amino acids)
Molecular function (GO): metal ion binding; protein binding
Source: RefSeq, a predicted model, not a curated record